AUGGAUGGCGCUUCGCAUAGUCGAAGGCGCUCUGAUCAUAAUAUAUCAUAUAAUCAAUCUCCUCAACACAGAUACAACAAUUCUGAAAGAAUGGACUUUGUUGGAAUAACUAUAAGCGACGAUUAUUCACAAAAACAACUCAACACAUUACCCAUAAUGAAUAAUACUUCAUCACCUUCGCAACAAAAACAAUCAUUACCAAUUAAUGUACAACGUCAAAAUUCAUAUCCCCCAGUUCAAAAUUCUGUUCAACAGCAAGAACCACCAGAAGGUCAUAGUAGACGACGACUGGAUAAUUAUGUUUCAAAUUCACCGUCUGGACAUUAUACUGUAUUACCCUCUUCUCAGCAUCAAAAUGUUCAGCGUCAUCAUCAACGGUCUUUGUCUGGACACCAGUCACAGCAGUCUUCCCAGAGUCAAUCAUAUUCACAGAUUUCUUCAUUUCAUCAAACACAUCAAUCUUCUCAUAUUAAUUCUCGUCAACAUCAACGUCCUCCACAUUCACAACAACAAUCUAGUGGACAACAGCCCCCACCUCCAUUACCGAAUAAACUUGCUCCUCCUAUACAGACUGGUUUUCAAGUGACAUAUUCUCCGAGUUCUCAGCCUCCAUCACCGAACGCUUUUCCAGCGCCACCUGCUUUUUCAGUAGCUGCUUCCCCGAAUAAGUCAUCAUCUCAACAAUUAAACCAAUCUCGAACAGAUUUCGGCAGCAGUAAAUCAGAAUAUCGACCUACCGCGUUUCGACGAGUUCGAUCUAAAUCAGAUUUACGACCUCAACCAGCACGUCGAGUAGAUCUUACGAAAGGCGUUGUCAACCCAUUAAAAGCGUUGACUGUAAACUUAACGUUAACGUACCAGAAUAUCAAUCCUCAUUUCCGGUACGACCUAGCUUAUAAUCCACGUCGCGUAUUAACAAAACCAUCAAAAGGUGUUAAAAAUGAUGGGUUCGAUAACGAGGAUUGCGAUUAUAUUUUAUAUGUGAACGAUAUAUUGGGUAGUGAAGAAGGACAAAAGUACCUAAUACUGGAUAUUCUAGGCCAAGGAACAUUUGGGCAAGUUGUAAAAUGCCAGAAUUUGAAGACAAGGGAAAUUGUAGCAGUAAAAGUUGUAAAAAAUAAGCCUGCUUAUUUUAAUCAGAGUAUGAUGGAAGUGACUAUAUUGGAGUUGUUAAACCAAACAUGGGAUAAUCAAGAUCAGCAUCAUAUUUUACGACUUUUGGAUACAUUUAUUCACCGUCGACAUCUUUGUCUCGUGUUCGAACUUUUGUCCGUUAACCUUUAUGAACUGAUUAAACAAAAUCAGUUUCGAGGACUUAGUACGAAUCUUGUCAGAGUUUUUGUCGCUCAAUUACUGGAUUCAUUGACGAUUUUAAAUGAAGCACGCAUAAUUCAUUGUGAUUUGAAACCGGAAAAUGUGCUAUUGAAAAAGUGUGUGAAUCAUCCGUUAUAA
This is a messenger RNA of Rhizophagus irregularis DAOM 181602=DAOM 197198, 1452 nucleotides long. The record is from RefSeq and is a predicted model, not a curated record. Lineage: Eukaryota; Fungi; Glomeromycota; Glomeromycetes; Glomerales; Glomeraceae.